This is a messenger RNA of Monopterus albus (swamp eel), 647 nucleotides long. RefSeq names its product synuclein, beta (gene sncb). Lineage: Eukaryota; Metazoa; Chordata; Actinopteri; Synbranchiformes; Synbranchidae. The record is from RefSeq and is a predicted model, not a curated record. Bases 169 to 522 code for a protein of 117 amino acids. Gene Ontology annotation, biological process: chemical synaptic transmission; synaptic vesicle endocytosis; synapse organization. Gene Ontology annotation, molecular function: cuprous ion binding. The transcript has 6 exons. Gene Ontology annotation, cellular component: cytoplasm; axon terminus; neuronal cell body.
CUCAGCCUCACUGUGAAGGGGGCCGUCCCUGUUGGUGAAGAUCAGCCCCGAAGGCCCACCUAGUGAUCGUUUGAAGAUAUCACCCAUUUAGACGAUAGUUUAACUCGACUGUGUGACUGACUCAUAAAGAGAAGUCGAAGGCUGUUUGUAAAUAGUUGCUUGGCCAAGAUGGAUGUGUUUAUGAAGGGUUUGUCUAAAGCAAGAGAGGGGAUGGCUGUGGCUGCAGAGAAGACCAAGGAAGGAGUUGAAUUUGCGGCUGAAAAGACUAAAGAAGGAGUAAUGUUUGUAGGUAACAAAGCCAAAGACAGUGUGGGCUCAGUGGCUGAGAAGACCAGUGGGGCUAUGGGGAACAUCGUUGCUGCCACUGGCCUGGGGAAGAAGGAUGAGUUCCCUGCUGACAUGAAUCCUGAGGAGUAUGGGCAGGAGGCCAUGGAGGGCCACGGAGAGGGAAUGCUGGAGGCAGAAGGGGAGACAUAUGAUGAGUCCCACCAGGAGAGCCAGGACUACGAGCCAGAAGCAUAAAAGUACCAGUUUGAGUCAACAUCCAACCAGCAGCACAAUAAUAUUUCUAAUAAUUACAAGGACAAAUGCUGAAACUAUUACAAUUAUAACCCCGUUGCAAAAACAAACAAACAAAAAAAAAAAAA